CGAACGCAGCCGGUUGCUUUGGCCCCACUCAUUUGCCGCCGACCCAUCCACCUCUCGAGGCUUCGCACGUCCGACCUGGGUGCGCCGCUUAUUUUCGGCAAUCGCGGCCAUCAUCUGCCGAAAAUUGAGCGAUCAGUCACCAAGAUCGGACGAGCAUGGUGUACCGCGACGACGAGACGCAAGCGCUGGUGCCCAAGGCGCGGAGCACGACGCCAUGCCUCAUGCUCCUCACGUGCUGCUCGUGCAUCGGCGGCUUCCUCUUCGGCUACGAUACGGGUGUCAUCUCGGGCGCCCUCGUCUCGAUGCAAGGCUCGGACGGUGGCUUCUCGCUCACCACGCUGCAGUCGGAGACUGUCGUCUCGGCGGCCAUCGUGGGCGCGAUCCUCGGCGCGGCCAUGGGCAGCUACGGCAACGACCGCUUCGGGCGCAAGCCCAUGAUCUUGGCCUCGUCCACGCUCUUCACGCUGGGCGCCGCUGCCAUGGGCCUUGCGUCGACACUCUCCAUCUUGAUCACUGGUCGCUUCGUCGUCGGCGUUGCCAUUGGCGUCUCGUCCAUGACAGGUACGACGCCCACCAACGCCUCACCAUACUGGUUGGUCUUCGUAGUCCCCGUGUACAUUGCCGAAGCGUCCCAUCCAGCUUCGCGGGGGACGCUCGUGUCGCUCAACACGCUCAUGAUCACCGGUGGUCAAUUCGCCGCCAGCGUCUUUGACGGCUUUCUCAGCACGACGCCGCAAGGCUGGCGCUACAUGCUCGGCCUCGUCGUGGUUCCGUCCGUGCUGCAAUUCAUUGGCUUCCUCAUGCUGCCAGAAAGCCCGCGCUGGCUCAAUGACAAGGGGUUCCGCGUCGCGGCGCAGGACGCGCUUCUGCGGAUUCGCGGCUCGGCCGACAUUUACGACGAGUGGGAGCUCAUGGUGGCCGAGGCCGACGCGUCCGAUUUGCGCGAAAAGAACUUUGUGGCCGACCUCAAAGCACCGGCGGUGCUGCGCGCCUUGACGCUUGGCUGUGGACUCCAAAUUCUGCAGCAGCUCUGCGGUAUCAACACGGUCAUGUACUACGGCGCGACCAUUGUUCAAAUGGCGGGCUUCAACGACCCGUCGACCGCGAUCUGGCUGGCGGCGCUCGUGGCCUUCAGCAACUUUGCCUUUACGAUUGUUGGCAUCUUCCUCGUGGACCGUGCGGGGCGCCGGCCGACGACGCUUUGGAGUCUAGCCGGUGUCGUGCUCGCGCUAACGGCUCUUGGCACGGCAUUUCACCUCGCCGAGUCGGUGUCAAUCCCUGUGCAUGGCGUCGGCGCCUGCGCGUCGUUUGGCACAUGCUUUGACUGCGUCGCGAACCCUGGCUGCGGCUACUGCGCGGCCACCAACACGUGUCUGCCGGGCUCGGACGUGACGCCGCUAGACGCGUUCCUUUGCGAGAAUAAGCGCCUCAACUGGUCGUUCCACACGUGCCCGACCAAGUCGAGCGUCUACAGCUGGCUCAUUGUCGGCGCCAUGUUUGCGUACCUUGCGUGUUUUGCGUCCGGCAUGGGCUGCAUGCCGUGGACGAUCAACGCCGAGAUUUACCCCACGAGCGUCCGUAGCGCCGCGAUCGGCCUGGCGACCACGUCCAACUGGGUGGCCAACCUCGUGGUGUCGUACACAUUCCUCUCGAUCACCGAGGCCUUGUCGCCGGCCGGGGCGUUCUACCUCUACGCGGGCAUUGCGGCCCUUGGGUUCAUUUGGCUCUGCAAGGCGCUUCCUGAGACGAAAGGGCUUGCGCUCGAAGACAUCCAGCGCAUCUUUGAAGACGACAAGGCGCAGUGAUGGCGCUGGUAUAGAGAAUUCUGCUUACGUGUUCGAGUUGAACAGCAUCAGUUUGCACUUUUGUCGUCCUGAGGAUUAGGAAAUACACGGUCCUUGAGCCACAGAAAGAACGCACAGGACGACGGCACAGAGCCUGCACAAAUGUAAAAGUACUCGCC
Messenger RNA from Saprolegnia diclina VS20, 1963 nucleotides. RefSeq lists its product as hypothetical. The coding region runs from base 156 to 1805 and encodes 549 amino acids. NCBI's taxonomy places the organism in Eukaryota, Oomycota, Saprolegniomycetes, Saprolegniales, Saprolegniaceae. Gene Ontology annotation, cellular component: membrane. Gene Ontology annotation, molecular function: myo-inositol:proton symporter activity. The transcript has 7 exons. The record is from RefSeq and is a predicted model, not a curated record. Gene Ontology annotation, biological process: transmembrane transport.